UUUCAAUCCACGGUGCCACCUGCGCCAGCUACACGAGAGAGUUCACUGAUGCCAGCCACGCCAACGUCAGCAACGAUGAGGCAGGUGCCCACAGCAGAAACCCCGGUUGGCGAAGAGGUGAUAAGGACUUGUGUCACUCCAAAGAGGGUGCGGGGAGUCCAGUUAGCACUCAGAAAAGAGAACGAGCGACACAGAUGUGCAGUGAAGCUACUGCCAUACUUCUUCACUGAUGAAGAAUUAAUCAGCAGCAACACAGACGGUACUCAUGGCAAACUGUCUUUAGAUAGAAACAAGUUAAAUUCUUUAAAAGUGUUAGUGUUUAGCAAGUUUCCAGUGGAAUCUGCUGUCGAAAAAGAGAAACUGUGGAAAUUUAUUAAGACAAAGAUUAAUGAUAGAUGUCGUGCUCUUAAGUUUGCUAAAAGGGGACACUAA
This is a messenger RNA of Porites lobata, 432 nucleotides long. NCBI's taxonomy places the organism in Eukaryota, Metazoa, Cnidaria, Anthozoa, Scleractinia, Poritidae. The record is from the annotation of a GenBank genome assembly.